Auanema sp. JU1783 is the source of this 2826-nucleotide messenger RNA. The record is from the annotation of a GenBank genome assembly. NCBI's taxonomy places the organism in Eukaryota, Metazoa, Nematoda, Chromadorea, Rhabditida, Rhabditidae.
UUGAAUUUUCCUUUAAAUAUAGCUUUUUGUCUUUGGUAUGUUUCGGAAGAAGAUUCGAAAAAUGACAGAAACUUAUCAGAAAGCCACCAAAUGGGACCCACGCGUCGCCGAGGGAGUGCAAGCAUUUCGCAAGAGGAGCCAGUUGUUAAAAGAGAGGCUCUAGAGGAAAGCUUUAACAAUGUUGAAGGAACUAGUCACCAAAAUAUGUAUGAAAAUGAAACAAAAAUAGAAUGUAUUCUGGAUAAUGAGCUUGACGUUGAGCUUGUGGAAGAAUCUAAUGGUCAGAAUUUGAAAAGUGAAAUAAUCUCACGAAAAGAGAAAGGCUCCAAAAGAAAAGAAAGUGCCUCAACACCAAUGAGGCAUUAUGAUCGUUACAAAAACCAAGAUUAUUGUAAGCGCAAUGAUGGUUCGAAGUAUUGUCAAAUAUGCCGAAAAAAGGUUUUUGGAAAGUUGCGAAGUUUACCAAGUGAACAUAGGCUACGAAGGGUAUGGAUUCUUAGAUUCAAUCUAGAUGCAGAGCGUUCAGCUGAGCUGUGGGUGCGAGAAGCAUUUUCGGAUGCAACACACUGUGGAGAAGCCUGUCCUAUCCAUUUUCCUGUAGGAUCUCAUAAUUUGAAAAACAGACAGUUAUUACCUAUUGAUAUGAGGCAAGAUCCUGACAGUUAUUCAAUCCAAGACGAUGAGGUAUUCGAUUUUGAUUCUUUGGAAUUAGAAUGUGUUUUCUGCCAAGCAAAAAACGUUCUAAGAUGCAUGGUUCCUUUCACUAGAACUAGGAGCAGAAGGUAUAAAUGGGUGAAUGCUAUUUGUGGUGACGGAGAUUCAGCUAUAAGAGAAGUGUUGCAAGAGAAACUUAAAAACGGAGCAUCCAAAUUUCUUUGUGAUUGGCACUUCAGUGACAAUGAUUUUGAUAUUAAUCAGUUCGGCGAAUGGCGCUUACGAAAAGAUGCAGUUCCCGAUGCAACACUUUGCGAGGAAGAUAAACAAGCUAACCGAAUAUACAUGAUAAAUCACGGAGACACCAUACUCUCCAGAAAUAUCGAUCCUGUUGGCCGCAGGGAAGAUAUGAUGAUGUUCAGAAGAGAAGGCUUCGCCAAGGGCCGCAUGGAUGGUUUUCAGUAUAGAUAUUUAUCAGACAAAAUGAGAAGAUCCCACAAUAGAAGAAUGUACAUGUAUGAUCGUCCGGAAUAUUCAUACGUUUCCAACAUACAGUAUGAUGACGAUCAAAUUGUGGAAGAUAUAGAUGGGCCAUCCACUUCUCAUAUGUAUCUCGACAAUCCGCGGCAGUUGCAUGGAAUUACUGGGCCUGAAGUAGAGAUAGCAUUCUCAGAGGAGCCCGAAAUCCAGAAUGCAGAUAUGUAUACUCCUAUUGAGUACUCGGAAGACAGUGAUGAGGAAUUAGAAGCAUUAAAGGCUGCUGAGCAAUACAAUGGCGAACAAGUUCACACAGCAUAUUUCUGUCAGGUUUGCAAUCGAGUUAUGUCUUCUCGUAAGAGUAUGGAAGAACAUAAACCGAGAACUUGGCCAUUUGACGAACCUAAACAUGAGAAAUGGUUAGAGAUCAUGAAUUGGCCUAGUGAAUUCGAAGAGUCCAUGCGCGUGUUAUGGCUAAAACGAAAGAAUGAUUUUGUCAAACAUGGAAAUUAUCAUUUCUGUCCCAUAACAAUUUGUGAAUCUCACUUGGCUUAUAGACAGCUGCAUCAAAAAAUGGAUGAGUGGGUUAAAACGUUCUGUGUACUAUGCGACGAAGACUUGAAGGAUCCCAAUCUUUUAUUACCCUUUCCAAAUGAUCGAGUUCUGAGACGGUUGUGGGUUCACACCCUUGUGAGUGGUCCUCCUAUUAAUCGCUUAGUAGAGAGGAGAUGGAAAUGGCUAAAAGAUAGACUGACAAGAGCAAAAUCGACAAGAUAUCGUUUGUGUGUCUACCAUUUCUGCCAGGAUGCAUUUGUGGAAAAAGAAGAUUGUGUUGAGUUCAAUGAAGCGUCUAUCCCUCUUCCUCUGGGACUAUCAGAAUAUGAUGUCACUCCUAGAGGACCACAAGGUUUCAUCAAAUGUCCGCUUUGUGAUAUGUGGGGUCCAGGGGACUCUUUGGUUGAAAUUAGACCUCCUUCCACACAAGCGGAACGCAUCUUGUUGGUAGAGCUAUUAUCCGGCGACAAACCAAUGAUGAAAAAAGGCGUGGAACAGUUAGCUAUGCAUCCAUGCCGAAUAUGUAAAGCUCACUUGCCAUCUGUGGAUCCCUACAGCGUCAUAGCGGAACGUCGGCUUGUAGCUCAAAUCGAAGUUCAGUGUGUACAAUGUAAUCAUAGAGAUGUUGGUGCAAAUAUGGUACCAUUCCCUGCUGAACCGUUUGAAAAAAGAAAGGCUUGGAUCGAUUCAAUUUGUAGAGAUCACUUCUUCCGACAACGCCUCCAGAGUCGGUUAAUGAAUAGAGGAAGGCAUUAUCUAUGUACAGCCCAUUUCCACAAAAAUUCCCUCAGAUAUAUACCCGGCCUUGGUAUUUGGAAACGAUUUAUUUAUAUGCCUCUCGCAAUGUCAACGGGAGAACGAGAUAAAAUCAUGGGGUUGCAAGAAGGGCAGGAUAUCUAUCAUCCACUUGUCAUUGCGGGGCUUGAUGAUAAUGGCGUUGUUCAUGACUUAACUUAUGAUGAGGUAUCUGAACUGCUUGGCGAGAAUAUGGAUCCUAUAUUCCCACCAGACUAUAAGCCUAGAGCGCUGCUUUCUUCCAAUGCUAAGAGAGAGGAAGAAGUAGAAAUCGAAGGCGUAGUAGAGAUUCAAGAUCCGUUGGAUGCUGGACACUUAGUCGAAGAAGCUACUGUUGAACCAUAA